Molecule: messenger RNA, 6092 nt
Organism: Prorocentrum cordatum
Lineage: Eukaryota; Dinophyceae; Prorocentrales; Prorocentraceae
Source: the annotation of a GenBank genome assembly
GUGCCGCCGCCUUCCCGCCUGUUGCCCCGGGCCUGGCGGCGGCCGCGGCGGUCGGCGGCGCCGCGGCGGCCGCGCCCGCGGGCGGCGGUGCCGGCGCGCCCGCGGUGCCUGGCCUGGCGGCGCUGCCCGGCCUGCCGGGCUUCGGAGGCGGCGGGGCUGCUGGGGCGCCCCCGGCGGGCGGCGCCGUGCCUGACGGCGGAGGUGCUCCCCCCGGCGGCGUGGGCGCCGCGCUGGUGGGCGCGCUCGCGGGCGGCGGCGGCGGCCCUCCUGGAGGCCCUCCUCCUGGUGCGGUGCCGGGGGCCCCGGCGAUCCCUGGUGUGCCGAUCGCGGUUGCUGGCGGUCCGAUCGCCCCAGCGGGCGGCGCGCAGCUGGGACCACUCGUGGACGGUCCGUGGCGUCAGGCCGUGACUCUGAUUGGCGCCGACUGGCGCCGAGGGGUGAAUCUCGAGCUCCCGACCUUCGACGCAGCUGGAGGCAUCAGCGGGACGGCCCUCUUCGAGGUAGAGGAGAUCGGCACCACGGGCCCCUCUGGGCAGUACCUGAGCGCCCAGUUCAGGGGGGCGUCGCUGGCGGCCGAGGCGAUGCGGCUGGACGGCCUGUUCCCACCGCGCGGCACCGGGCCUGCGGGCCCCCUGCACUUGUGCGGGCAGGGACCGGCGCUGUGCGGGGAGCCCGCUGUGCCAGGCCGAGGAGUCCUGCAUGUCGAGUGGCUGCGGCUGCGCUCGAACCGCGGGUUCGUGGAGCCGUGGGUGCGGCCGAGCGCCUUCGGUGGGCGCGGCGGCGGCGGUGCCUUGGCGGGAGGCGCCCCAGCCGGGGGCGCGGCCCCCGACCGCCUGGCGGCAGCUGCCGCGGCGCGCGCGCAGGCUGCUGCGGCGACGCCUGGCCGCGCUGGUGGCGGUCGCGGCCGCCGCCGCCCCCGGAGCUCCUCGGCCUCGCGGAGCGACGACGACGGUGAGUCGCGUUUUCGCGAGGCCCCCUCCCGCGGCGGCAGCGUACGGCUGCUGGCGGAGAAGCGCCCAGGUGCCCUGUACGACGAGGCGAUGAAGAACAUCGGGCGCGUCAUGGGCCUGCGGGAGGGGGCGGACGGCUCAGAGGUUCGAGCGAAGGUCGUGGGCUACCUGCAGGCCGUGGUGUUCGGCCAUCACCCUCCAGGGCAGAUGCGGAUCAACACUCAGCGGGAGCUGCAGACGCUGGCGACGGCGCUGGACCUGCUGGAGAGUGGGUGCCUGGCGGAGUUGAGCGACGUGUUGAUGCAGCGCUUCAAGGCUCUGGAGCUGUCGCUGUCCGACGCGAGCUGGCAGGUGGCGAGCGAGCUGGAGAUCGUGCCGGACGCGCGGCCCUCGCUGGCCUUGAUGGGCGAGCAGGACCUGGCGCGGCGGGCGGCACUGCUGCGCAGGAAGCUGAUGGACGCGAAGAGCCGCGGCGGCCUCGGCGGCAAGGGCGACAGCCCGCGCCCGAGGGCGGCGGACGGGCCGAGGCGUGUCUCGCUGGCGACGAGCCCGGAGCGCCACGUCUUCAGGCAGGACCAGCCCGCGGCUGCGGCGGCAGCGGGCCUGCAGCAAGAACCUUUCGACGUGGUCCCCGUGUUGUUGAACAUAGUCCGCCAGUUCCCAGGCUCCUUCGGUCGCUUCACUAGAUAUUCCCUCGAGGUAAAGCCACGCGAGCAUCCGGCCGACAUGGGAGGUCGGCUUCAGCGAGAUCUGUUGCCGUUACCAUACCCUUCGAUCACCAGGUCCCAGAUCGUCCAGCAGGGCGAGGACCCUUUGAGCGACAAGGAGUGGGAAGGACUACGCUGCAGGCUGGUGGUCACUGUCCUGGCGCUAAACUGGGAGUCUGGGUUCCGCUCCCUGAAGCUGGCCAGGCCCUGCCGAGGUCGAGCCAACGCCGCGCAGCAGGCAGCCCUGGUCGCUCUCGGCCGCCGCCUCCUCUUGGCUGCGCGGGCCGAGUCUGCUUUACCGCCAGAUCUUGACAAGAACGUGCGGCUGAAGGACCGCAAGAUCGGCUACGGCGGGGGCGAGAUCUCGGCCCCGCAUCGGCUGACGCUGGAGCAGGUGCUGGACGGGCUGCCGCUGCCAGGCGUCGCGGCCUCCAUCGAGGCGGCCGACCUCGCGACGGGGUUCGUGCGUGAGGCCCUCCUGGGCCCGACGCUGGUGCUGCUGCCCGCUGCCCUGCGGCGGCCCGCGCCGACAUCUGCGCGCGUGUGGGCCUCGCUCGAGGAGUGGCAUCGGAUCGUGCGGGCGCUCCACGAGCGCGGGAUGGUGUCGGCGAUCCCGAGCAGCGAGAUUGCCUGUCGCGACGGAGCCCCGCUCCUGAACGGGGCGUUCGGGGCGCCCAAGCCCCGCGACGAGCCCGUGGUCUGCAGCGACGGCGAGCGCAGGCCGGUCCUGAGGCUGAUCACCAACCUCAUCCCCUCGAACGCGUGCCAGGAGUGCAUCGUGGGAGACACCCCUGAGAUGCCGACCAUGAGCCAGCUGAGCGGCCUGGUGCUGACCGAGUCGGAGGAUCUCCUGUGGAGCGGCGCGGACAGAAAGGCCUUCUUCUACGUCUUCCGCGCGCCGCCUGCGCGGUGGCCUUACAUGGUGAUAGGGCCGCCCGUCCCCUCGGAGUUGCUGGGCCUGAAGGGCGGUGGGGCCACGCACAUCUGCCUGCGGGUGAUCGGCAUGGGCUGGAUCAGUGCCGUGGGCGUGACGACCCACCUCCACCGGAACAUGCUGCGGCGGAGCGCCUCUGCCCCUCGCGGCCUGCCGCCCAGCCAGGAGAUCACUCGGCGCCGACGGCUGCCGUUCAGCGUGGAGAAGCCGUGCCCUCCGGCGUGGAUGGUCUACAUUGACAACCUGGAGGUCGCGGAGGUCGUGAGCAAGUCCGAGGCCGCGACGCUGCGGGGGACGGUGCCCGAGCUCAUCCCCGAGGCUCGCGCCUGCUAUGCGGCUGCGGGCUCCCCGGGGUCGCCGUCCAAGGACAUCCAUCGAGUGCCGCGAGCGACGACCUUGGGGGAGCUCAUCGACGGGGUCGAGGGCGUUCGGCGGCCCCCUGCGGGCUACCUCACCGAGAUGGCCAGCCUCACGCUGUGGACGCUGAGCAAGAAGCGGGCCAGCAUGCGGCUGGUGCGCAUUCUGCUGGGCCGCUGGGUUCGUGUUCGCUGCUUUCGGCGGCCGCUGGCGGCCAGCUUUGCCUACGCCUGGAAGUGGCUCGCGAACCCGCGCACUGGCGGCCGCUUCAGCGUGAGCGUGGUCGAGGACCUCUUGAUGUGCCUUGCGCUGUCAGGGCUUUGCGUCGCUGACCUGCGCCUCGAGGUCGACCCCCUGGUGCCCGCGUCGGAUGCCUCGGAGGCCGCUGGCGCCGUGGUCUACGGCUACGCCCUCUCCGACCGCGGGCGCGCGCUGGCCGAGAGGCGGCAGCGGCCCGCGAACGCCGCCUGCGAGGAGGAGACCGCCCUCGUGACUGUCUUCGACGGCAUCGGCGGCGGGCGCCGGGCUUUCGAGAUCCUCGGACUGGUCCCUUCCGUGCACCUGUCAUUCGAGGUUGACCCCACGGCGGUGCGGGUGGCCCGGCGCAGCUACCUCAGCACGCAGCACCUGGGGGACGUGACGGAGGCGGACCUGGUGGCCCUGGCAGCCCUGCUGCGCGCCCGAGGCCGGGUGUCGCGUGUGCUGGUGGUGGGCGGCUUCCCGCGCCAGGUCUUCGCGGGUCUCAACGUCGCUCGGCAGGGUCUCGACGACCCGCGCGCGGGCCUGGUUGACCACAUGGUGCGGAUCGUGGACGGGCUGCGGACGGCCAUGCCGGAGGCGUCGAUCGACUUCCUCGGGGAGAACGUCGCGUCGAUGCCCGAGUGCGACGUGCUGCGCCUGAACCAGCUCUUCGGCCGCAUCCCGCUGGAGAUUGAGGCGGGGGAUGUCGGCUGGGUCAGACGUCCGCGGCUCUACUCGGCUUCGUGGGACCUCCUGCCGUCCUUCGAGGCUGAGCCCGUCGUGGUGCGGGCCAAGACCCAAGACGUUCGGCGCGCCUGCAAGGUGGCGCUGAAGGCGGAGCGGCCGCCGCUCGAGGAGUGGCUCCCGCCCGGGGCUGUGUGUCCGGGUCCCGCUGCAGGGGGGCCGCUCCCGACCUUCGUGCGCUGGGCGCCGCGCUCGCAGCCGCGCCCCAGGCCUGCGGGCAUCGGGGAGUGCAGCGCUGCUGAGCUGGCGCGCUGGGAGGCGGCGGGCUUCGCUUCGCCGCCCUACCAGUUCCGUGACAAGUGGUGCAUCCACCAGGCGGAUGGCCGCGUGGAGCCGCCUGACGCGACCAUACGAGAGAAGCUGAUGGGCUUCCUGGAGGGCCACACUGUGCCGUGCAUGACGAGCAGCCAGGCGAAGGCCGAGCCCGCCAAGUACGAGGCUCUUCGGCGGUCGCUCGUGGGCAACUCCUUCCAGUGCGAGGUCGUGGCCUGGAUCAUCAGCCACUGGGCCGUCGGAGCUGGGCUGCUGGUCUCGGUGCCCUCGCUGGGUGAGCUGCACGAGAGUGCGCGAGCCUGGGCUGGUGGCAGGAAGCUGUGGGCCGGCGACGUGACGUCGCUGCGGUGCGGUCGCUCCGAGAUCGACGAGGGCCUGCACGCCAAGCUGGACCAGGCUGGCGGGCCCAUCUACGUGGGUCGUGGGUCUCGCCGCUGGGGGCUGGCUGCCUCGCGGUGGGGCAACCCUUUCACGAUCAGCCCCGAGCGGUCACGCGAGGACGCUGUUGCCCUGCUCGCUGGUUGGAUCCGCACGCAGCCCACCCUCCUGCAGAGCUUGGAGACGCUGCGCGGGGCCCUACUGGUCUGUCACUGUGGGCCCGACCAGGCGUGCCAUGCCGACAUCCUCUUGGCGGAGUUGGCGAAGCGUGACGUGGUGGAGUGGCGCGAGCUGGACGCGUCCAGACGCAUCGUCAUGGGGCUCGUCAUGGCGUGCCACAACAACGGAGCAUACAUCAGGACCGAUGGCGCCUCGGAGGCGCUCGGCAAGAUCUUCCCGCGGCAGGAGAUCGACUCAGGCAUUUGGCGGUGGCGCAAGGCAAGGCAGCUAGUGUGGGAUGCAGCAGAGCACAUCAACGUUCUUGAGUGCCAGGGCGCGCUGAUGAUGAUUCGAUGGCGGGCGCGGUCGGCGCGCCGCCAUCAGUGCGUCUUCCUGCACCUGCUCCACAGCAUGGUCAACAUCGGUGCGCUGUCCAAGCGCCGUUCCAGCAGUCAUCAGCUCAACAAGGUGGUGCGGACCUUCUCGGCGUGGGAGGUUGCGAUGGGCGCGCGGGCGGUCUUCGGCUUCGCGUCGUCGGCUCGCAACCCCGCGGAAAAAAAGGCCUCGACACUGGCCCGCUACCGUGGCGCCGCUCAGCGUUUUGUUGACUACCUUGCUGCCAAUAACCUGCCGCUGCCUUUCACCUGGGACGAUAUUGAUAUCUGCCUGCAAGAUUAUCUCGAGCACUUGUGGGCCGAGGGCGCCACAAAAGGAGAAGCCAAUGACACCCUCAGCGGCGUGCAGCACCUGCUGAGGACACGACGCCGCUAUCCUGGCGCUUGGCAGCUGCUGACAGUCUGGGGCAGACUGGAGAUCCCUCAGCGCGCGCCGCCGAUGCCUGCCCAGGUCUGCACGGCGCUCGCCGGUUGGGCGCUCAGCCGCGGGGAGGUGGCCUUCGCGGCCGUGCUGCUCGUGGCCUUCCAUCUCUGUCUCCGCACUGGCGAGGCGUUGGGGCUGAGCGGCGGCGUCAUCUUUCUUGAGCCCUGUGGCCGAGGCGCGGUGUCAUUGCCCUGGACCAAGACCUCUUGCCAGAAGGGCGCGCGGGAGCAAGUCGCGCUUGACGACCCGCUGGUUGGGGCAGUCGUCCAUAUGCAGCUCCAGCGUGACAGCCGGCUCUGGCCUGGCACGACGCGCGCCUUUGACGACUUGUUCCGUACUGGGCUCCAGCAGAUCGGUUGCGAGCACCUCGCCCUGUCUCCUUACAGCCUGAGGCGCGGAGGUGCCACGCAUGAGUUCCUGCUGUCGGGCGACUUGUCUAAGGUCAUGCUGCGUGGGCGCUGGAGCUCGGCAAGAACGGCAAAGAUAUACAUCCAAGACGGGGCUGCCAUCAUCGCAGAGAUGAAGCACCAG